Molecule: messenger RNA, 4136 nt
Organism: Symbiodinium pilosum
Lineage: Eukaryota; Dinophyceae; Suessiales; Symbiodiniaceae
Source: the annotation of a GenBank genome assembly
GCGUCUCCUGGCUCUGCCGGGGAUGGGAACUGUUCAAGAAAAAGUUCCCGGAGCAGUUCGUGGACAAGCAACGCGACUUCUGGGUGCCGGAUCUGGAGUCCAGGAUCAUCUUCCGCAGCACGGCCCCGGAGUACGCUCGUGCUCUACAGUGGGCACACCACCUGGUCUACUCGGCAGCUCGCCUGGACAACGUGGAGGCCUCUUUGCUGACGAAGGUGCAGGAGCUCACUUGGCACUCGGCACGGGUGACAACGCUUGAUCAAGCGGUGCACUUUGGACGCACCCCUCAGGAGAUCGGAGUGCAAGCGAACUGGAAAAACCCAGGACCGCUCGUCCUGAAGUACACCAGAUCGCGGUCGUCUCUGCCGGCAAAGAUGAUCAAACAGUUGGUGGCGGAGAUCUCUCAGAACCACCAGCCGGCCUGCGCUCGCGAGGACGACGAGAUCGAGGACGGCGAAGACACGGACCUCAACGUCAGCGAGUUCUUCGUGAAAGCUCCGGAGAAAGGCUCCAGCUACGAAUACAAGUUCCACGUGUGCUCUGCCGACAAUGUGGACGAGAUCGCCUGCGGCAUGAUCAAGGCUGCGGAUUAUCGCACCUCCUACCCCGAUGCCGACAAAGUUCCAGACCUGGCCAAUGGCAUGCUCUCGAUCGAGCGCUUCUCGAUGCUCGGCGAGUCCAUCUCGGCGGUGAAGGCGACGCUCAAGGCCAUCGUCGGGGACUUCCGAGAGAUCUUCGUGAACCAGCGCCCCAAAAUCGUGCUCACCUACAUGCGCGAGCCGCGUCGGAAGUUCGUUGAGCGGAUCCAUAGAGACUACAUGGUCCAUGGAGCAGUCGCCUUCUACGAGGUCGCGGAAAUGCGCACGAGGUCGGAUCGUCUCGUUCAGACGUCCGGUUUCAGCAAGACCUCCGACGAUCUCCUUCGGGUUGUUCAACACGAUAACAAGAUCUCCGUUACCUCUGAGGGCGACGCGAUGGACAGGAUCCACUCCUUCUUUGUAGCCCUCGAGUACCUCAACAUCUGCGAGUUCUCCAAGGAUGCGGGUCCACUUCCUUAUCUCUCAGAUCUCGAAGAGUGGCGACAUGAGAACCGAGGGCUCGCACUUCUCCUGGCAGCCGACACCCUGAUCAGGAAGAAGGUCUAUCGGCUGAGCAACGACAAGCGCAAAGAGCUCCCUACCUUCUUGGCUGCUCUGUUGGAGGUCCUCAAGAACCAUAAACAGCUCUGGAAUGACGCCCGAUCGAGCGCCGAGAUUGACAAGUUCAAGCAACCGGAGCUCGACUCCACUCCUGCUCGGAAGCGCAGGGCGGAUUCUCCGCCCCCGCCUCCCACACCAGAGAAGGCGCUGCUCAAGAAGGCCAAGGAGGUCCUGGAGCCCGGCAAGGUCACCCUCAAGCCAGCCAAGGUCACGGAGAAAUCCGAUCGCGACAAGCGCACUCCGGAGUCGGAGUGGAAGACCUUGGCGUCCAUCAAGUACACAGGUCGGAAGAGGUCGAGACAACCGGACGCCUGCGCCGGCUCCGCGCAGGUGUCUACGCUCUUGGAGCCACCCGGGUGGUGGGGCAAAGCUGGCAUUAGCAAAGCUCUCCGGCAAGAAGGGCUUCGAGUUCUGCCGCCUAUCGACAUCACCGUCGAGGGCGAGGUCCACGAGCCAGCUGACAUCCUGGACGCCGAGCUCUUCGACUUCGUCAUGCUCUUGGUACAGAUUGGCGCAGUGGACUUCUUGCAUCUAGGUACUCCCUGUGGCACGUUCAGCAUUGCUCGGACGCGGCCCGGGGGUCCGCCUCCCCUCCGAUCGGAGGCUUUUCCUUUAGGCUUCCCUGAGCACGAGGGAGAGCUAUGGUGGCAACUUUGGUCAGGAAAUGAGUUCCUGGCUCGAUCUCUCCUUCUCAUGGAGGCGGUGGUCAAGGCAGGCGGGGACACGUCGCUCGAGAACCCACUCUCAAGCCUCAUGUGGAAGGUCUCGUGGGUUCAGAAGCUGGCGCGCGAACUUCACCUGUUCCAAGUGGACAUGGAUCAAUGUGAAUAUGGUGGCAACGCCGCUGUCGGGGAGAUCACCCACAUGUUCCUCUACAAGGCUUUGUUCGUGACGCUCGAGGUAUAUCCCGAUCGUUUGUGCCAGGUCGUUGCCAGUUCAGUUGGCCGAGUUGUGCGAGGCGAACUUCCCCAGUUCAAGGCUUCCUUUGCGUUGACGGACGCCAGCUCGAGCAGGAAAAGGCCUCUCGGUGCGCGUCGGACCUGGCUUCAGCAUCGACAAUAUCAGGCGGCUCAGCUGGCAGCGGCAUCGGGCCAGCUCAAACGUGGAGCCCUCAAGCCGCUCUUGCAGAUCGAAUGUGACCAAGCCAAGCCAUCCAAUGGGCAUUGCAGGUCACACACCCUUUCACUGUACCACCUGAGCUCAGCCCGAGAAUACAAAACAACAUUCGGCGGAUCUUGCAAGCUCCACGUGAGCUUGUUCAGGCUCGUGAACGAUUGCUUGCUUUUUGGAGGAAACGUGCUCAGCAACUCCUACCUGUCUCCGAUCGAGAGCUGCUCGCCGAGCGCGAUCCCCACUUGCGGUGCCUUCUGCGCGGCGUUCCUGAUGAUGCUCCUCCUCAGCUGGGUCGAAGCACUUCGCAGGGCCUGGGAGUUCAAGAAGAAGAUCUUUCAAAGGUGUGCUGCAGUUCCAGUAAACGACAACCUCAGAGCCAUAUGGAAGUCGACUAUCGAGGACUCGAGGACGUGGAGGAAGGCUACUCUCUUGGCCCGCUCGCGGAUGAGGCAGUGGAUCCCGACUCAGAGGUUUGAGGUCGUCCAGAAGAACAAGGUCAGAGGUUGUGGCAGUGCAACCUCCAACUUGGUCAACAGGACGGCAGUGAUCACCGAGAAGCUGCAGCUCCCGUCGACCGAUCUCAACGUGGCCGUUCUCAGGGAGAUCUACACCCUAUCGGGCCGCCAAAGGUUGCAUGGUUGGGUCCUUGACGAGAGGAAGGCCUAUCGGCAGAUUCCGGUCAAAGUGGACCAUCGUCGGUUCACGGUGAUCUGCCUCAAGGACCCCGGAGAUCACAAGCCUAAGUACUUCGUGAUGAUGGGCCACUCGUUCGGGCUCGUCUCUGCAGUCUAUAAUUAUAACCGCAGAUCUGCGGCCAUCAAUGACAUCUUUGAGGAGAUCUUCUCAAUGAUCUCCUUCAACUUCUAUGAUGACAAGUACGGGUUCGAGGCCUGCGCGACAGCUCCCUCGGCAAGGAAAGUGGCGGAAGAGAUCCACUUUCUCUUGGGCGCCCAGUUCGAGGCCAAGAAGCUCCAACUCUCCUCGUCUCCAGUGAUCCUGGGCGUUACCUACAACCUGGACUCGAUGGUUCUGGAGAUUAAGAAGGAGAGGAAGGAAGAGCUCGUGGAGACAAUCGACUCCAUCCUCCACGCAGGGACUUUUGAUCCGCGGUCAGCGGGCAAGCUCAAAGGCAAGCUGAUGUUCGGGUCGAGCCAGCUCUGGGGGAAAGUGGGGAGUGCCUUCUUUCGCCCCCUCUCGGAGCGGCAGUACCUGAAAGACUUGACGGAGGAUCGGACACGCCUAACCGAGCCCUUGAUCAAGGCGCUUGUUCAGUGGAGGAAGCUCGUCCUCUGCGGCCCUCCUCGGGAGAUCUCACUGAGGUGUCAGAAGAAGUGCGACGUGGUGAUCUUCACGGACGGCUUCACCCCAGAUCUACGCAAGAAAGAACAAGGCCUUGAUCGUAUGGGGGCAGUCAUGUUCGCUCGCCGCGACGACCAUCCUCGACAGUUCUCUGAAGCGAUCCCUGUGAAAGUGGUUCGCAAGUGGCUCUUCCGCAAGACUCAGAUCGUCCCCAUCGAGAUGAUCGCCACGGUCCUCGCGAUCGAGACCUUCAAGGAUCACCUGAGAGGCAAGGACGUUCUGCUUCUGAUUAAUUCGGAAGCGGUAGAAGCCUCGCUCGUGAAGGGCUAUUCGUCAAAGCAAGAUCUCUGCAAAAUCAUUGAGCUUUUCUGGGAUCUUGCUCUUGAGCUCAGAAUAAGUUUCUUUAUCGACCGAAUCUCCUCGGACUCAAAUCCAGCAGACUGGCCCUCUCGGGAUCAGCUGUCUAUCGGCGAAGCCGCUGGAUGGAAAACCGUGUCCUGUGCCUGGCUGUCUGCUCUUGUGUGA